AAAGGCCCAAAAUGAGUUAUGCCGAAAGUCUUAAACCCUGGAAUGGAGAAAAAUCAGUCCCUCUCUCUCUGCAUAUGGCUACCAGGCGUUUGAGGGCAUUUAAGCGAUGGAUGAAGUCCAAUGGAUUCGAAUGGAGCGAUGCAUUGGAUUUUGUGGACACUCCAGAAGAUGGAAUAGCUGUUAAAGCAUUGUGUGAAAUGAAAGAAGGUGAUGUUGUUGCAAAAAUGCCAAAGGAAGCUUGUCUUACAAUAAAGACUAGUGGUGCAUGUGAAAUCAUUGAAAAUGCUUGUUUGGGUGGUUAUUUGGGAUUAGCUAUUGCUAUUAUGUAUGAGAGAAGUUUGGGUGAGGAAUCCCCUUGGGCUGGUUACCUUCAGCUUUUGCCUCAACAAGAAUCUUUGCCUUUGGUUUGGACUAUUGAUGAAGUUAACCACCUUUUGUGUGGUACUGAACUUCACCAGACAGUGCAAGAAGACAAAGCUCUCAUCUAUGAGGACUGGAGCGAGAAUAUUCUACCCCUGUUGGAUUCAGAACCUUCAAAGCUUAACUCGAUAUUCUUUGGUGUGGAACAAUACUUUGCAGCCAAAAGUCUUAUCUCAUCACGAUCCUUCGAGAUAGAUGAUUACCAUGGUUUUGGCAUGGUUCCCUUGGCAGAUCUUUUCAAUCAUAAAACGGGUGCAGAAGAUGUGCAUUUCACCGCUUUGUCUUCUAAUUAUGAAUCUGAUGAUGAUGAGGUUGAUGAGGGCAUUGUUGAUGAAGAAGCAUUGCCUCAAAAUACCUCUAUGGAUAAGACUGAGGAGUCUGUUGUUAGCGACAUGGAAUGUUCUUCUGUUACUGAGGAUGAUACUUCAAUGCUGGAGAUGGUUUUGAUAAAAGAUGUUAGCAGUGGAGCUGAGGUAUUUAAUACUUACGGCAUAUUGGGUAAUGCCGCUUUGCUUCAUCGAUAUGGAUUUACUGAGCAAGAUAAUGCCUACGAUAUCGUGAACAUUGAUUUGGAACUGGUAAUUCAAUGGUGUUCUUCUUUGUUCUCUGACCGCCACAGCAGAUCAAGAAUCUCUCUUUGGAGAAGGUUAGGCUAUUCUAGUGGCAGCGAAAACUCGGAAUAUUUUGAAAUAUCAUUUGACGGAGAACCACAGAUUGAACUCCUCAUUUUAUUAUUCAUCAUAUUUUUACCAGAUGAUGUCUACAACAAAUUAGACUUAUCAGUAGCAAUUGCUGGAAAUUGUCAUGAAUCAAGUGAAACCACUCUUUUGAUUGAUAACAUUUUUUCAUUGAAGGAAUCUAAAAUGAGCAUGAAACCUUUGUUGACCAAAGAAGUUUGUGAUGCUUUGUUGUCGCUAGCUGAUAUAAGGGAGAGUCUCUAUGGUUUGAAGUCAAUAGAAGAUGAUAUUGAGGCAUUGGAAAAGUGUAGUUUUGUUGGAGAUAAAAAGGUGUAUCAUUCUUUGGUGCUGCGUAUCAGUGAAAGGAAGAUCCUUCAAAAACUCAGAAAUUAUGCUUCAAAGUCAUAUAAGAUUACUAAUUCUAGUUCUGCCAGGAAGAAGUUGAAAAGAGCAACAAAGAGAGGAAUUUGAUUUUUUUUUUUUUUGUAAGUUCUUUUUAGUUGUUUUUUAUUUCUUCAUGAGAUGCUCUAACAUUUAUUAUUUUUAUAUUGUUGUUUUGGUUCAUUGAUUUGUGCAAAUUGCAAAGCUGCAUAUCAUAUGUACCGUUUUGGAUUUUGAUCAGCCAACAAAAAUCAUGUAUUUUAACGUACCAUUUGCGUUGUUAUAAUUUAUGCUAUGAUCUUUACA
This is a messenger RNA of Cicer arietinum (chickpea), 1784 nucleotides long. RefSeq names its product ribosomal lysine N-methyltransferase 3. Gene Ontology annotation, molecular function: protein binding; protein-lysine N-methyltransferase activity. Gene Ontology annotation, biological process: peptidyl-lysine monomethylation. Gene Ontology annotation, cellular component: nucleus. The record is from RefSeq and is a predicted model, not a curated record. NCBI's taxonomy places the organism in Eukaryota, Viridiplantae, Streptophyta, Magnoliopsida, Fabales, Fabaceae.